ACCGAGAAAAGCUUUCAGGAAACCCUGCGUACGUCCGAAGCGGCUAGCUAGUGCAAGGCUAAUGAAUGGUGCCUUUUAAUGCAUAGAAGAGCAAUUUUACAGAAAGCAAAAUGAUUUUUCAGGAGAAUGUUUAAAUUAAAACUAUGACUACAUACAACCAUUAGUAAAUUUUGCCCGUUAGGUACCCCAGGGGGUAACUAGUUGAGCCUGCUAACUUCUCCAAACGUGUUCGUUCGGUGUGAAGCAGCAGCGAUGUUUAUUUACCUGAGUAAAAAGAUCGCCAUCCCGAACAACGUCCGACUUAAAUGCGUGUCCUGGAACAAGGAGCAGGGCUUCAUCGCCUGCGGGGGGGAGGACGGUUUGCUCAAGGUGCUCAGGCUGGACUCACAGACAGAUGAUGCCAAACUCAAAGGACUCGCAGCGCCUAGUAACCUGUCCAUGAACCAGACUCUGGAGGGUCACAGUGGUGCGGUUCAGGUGGUGACAUGGAACGAGCAAUACCAGAAGCUGACCACAAGCGACCAGAACGGCCUCAUCAUCGUCUGGAUGCUGUACAAAGGCUCCUGGUAUGAAGAGAUGAUCAACAACAGGAACAAGUCAGUGGUGAGGAGUAUGAGCUGGAAUGCAGAUGGGCAGAAGAUCUGCAUCGUGUACGAGGACGGGGCCGUCAUCGUGGGGUCGGUCGAUGGUAACCGGAUUUGGGGGAAGGAACUGAAAGGUAUUCAGCUGGCGCAUGUGGCCUGGUCACCUGACAGCAAGAUCCUCCUGUUUGGGAUGGCCAAUGGCGAGAUCCACAUCUAUGACAACCAGGGCAACUUCAUCGUGAAAAUGACCGUCAGCUGCCUGGCCAAUGUCACGGGUGCCGUCAGCAUCGCCGGGAUCCACUGGUAUCCGGGGACGGAGGGCUAUGUGGAGCCCGAUUGCCCCUGCCUCGCCAUCUGCUUCGACAACGGCCGCGUGCAGAUCAUGCGCUAUGAGAAUGAUGAGAACCCUGUGCUGAUUGACACCGGCAUGACCGUGGCCAGCAUCCAGUGGAACCAGUGUGGUAGCGUACUGGCUGUCUCCGGCUGCCAGAGGGCUGCAUCCCUGGAUAAGGACGUCAAUGUGGUGCAGUUCUACACUGCGUUUGGGGAGCAUCUCCGGACCCUGAAGGUCCCUGGGAAACAGAUCACAGCGGUAUCCUGGGAAGGCGGAGGACUGAGGAUUGCCCUGGCGGUGGACUCCUUCAUUUACUUUGCCAACAUCAGGCCGGAUUACAAGUGGGGUUACUGCUCCAACACAGUGGUCUAUGCCUACACCCGGCCUGACCGCAUGGAGUACUGCGUGGUCUUCUGGGACACCAAGAACAACGAGAAGUAUGUCAAGUAUGUCAAGAGCCUGCUGUCCAUCAGCACUUGUGGGGACUUCUGCAUCCUGGCCACCAAGGCAGACGACUCUCACCCUCAGGAGGAUGCUGAGCCGGAAUCGGCGAGCGCCAUGUUCGUGCUGGUCCUGUGUAACUCGAUUGGGACCCCACUGGACUCCAAAUACAUCGACAUCGAGCCGCUGUUUGUAACCAUGACGAAGACCCACGUCAUCGCCGCCUCCAGAGAAGCCUUCUACAUCUGGCAGUACCGUGUGGCGAAGAAGCUGACCGCCCUGGAGAUUAACCAGGUCACCCGGACCAGGAAGGAGGGCAGGGAGAGGGUGUAUCACAUCGACGAUAACGUGGCUGACGGCUCGCUGGACUUCUCUAAGGCGGCCGCUACGACCAGAGAUCCCAUCUGCUGCAUGACAGCGACAGAUAAGACUCUUAUUUUGGCCCGGGAGUCCGGCACCAUCCAGAGGUACAGCCUGCCUGGCGUGAGCCUGGUGCAGAGGUACACGCCCAGUUACCGUGCCUACCAGGUCUCCCUCAACUGCAACUCCAGCCGGCUGGCCAUCAUCGACAUUGCGGGGGUGCUGACGUUCUUUGACCUGGAGCCUCGGGGGGCUGGGGGGGAUGGCGGCCCCGGGGGAGCACAGGCGGCGGGGGACCAGCUGAAGUUCGAGCGGAAGGACGUGUGGGACAUGCAGUGGGCGAGCGACAACCCCGACCUGUUCGCCAUGAUGGAGAAGACCAGGAUGUACGUCUUCCGGAACUUGGACCCUGAGGAGCCGAUCCAGACGUCUGGCUACAUCUGCAGCUUUGAGGACCUGGAGAUAAAGUCAGUCCUGUUGGAUGAGAUCCUGAAGGACCCUGAGAGGCCCAACAAGGACUACCUGAUCAACUUUGAGAUCCGCUCGCUGAGGGACAGUCGGGCGCUGAUGGAGAAGGUGGGCAUUGAGGAUGCCUCGCAGUUCAUCGAGGACAACCCACACCCCCGACUCUGGCGCCUGUUGGCCGAGGCGGGCCUGCAGAAGCUGGACCUGGCCACUGCAGAGCAGGCCUUCGUGCGCUGUGGGGACUACCAGGGCAUCGAGCUGGUCCAGCGGCUGGCCCACCUGCACAGCGAGGCCAUGAAGCGAGCCGAAGUGGCUGCCUACUUUGGCCGCUUUGAGGAGGCCGAGCGCAUGUACCUGGACAUGGACCGCAGGGACCUGGCCAUCGGCCUGCGGAGCAAGCUGGGCGACUGGUUCCGGGUUCUGCAGCUGCUGAAGUCCGGCUCGGGGGACAGCGACGAUGCGCUGCUGGAGCAGGCCUACAACGCCAUCGGGGAUUACUUUGCAGACCGACAGAAAUGGCUGAACGCCGUGCAGUAUUACCUCCAGGGCCGCAACCAGGAGCGGCUGGCCGAGUGCUACUACAUGCUGGAGGACUACGAAGGCCUGGAGAGGCUGGCCAGCUCACUGCCAGAGAACCACAAGCUGCUGCCGGAGAUCGGGCAGAUGUUUGUCACGGUGGGCAUGUGCGAGCAGGCGGUGGGCGCAUACCUGAGGUGCAGUCAGCCCAAGGCCGCAGUGGACACCUGCGUGCACCUGAACCAGUGGAACAAGGCCGUGGAGCUGGCCAAGGAUCACAACAUGAAGGAGAUCGGCUCACUCUUGGCCAAGUACGCCUCGCACUUGCUGGAGAAGAACAAGACGCUGGAGGCGGUGGAGCUGUACCGCAAGGCGCGGCACUUCCUGGAGGCGGCCAAGCUCAUGUUCAAGAUUGCCGACGACGAGGCCAAGAGGAGGACCAAGCCGCUGAGGGUGAAGAAGCUGUACGUGCUGGCGGCCCUGCUCGUGGAGGAUUACCACGGCCAGAUGAAGGCCUCGCAGCACGACCGCGCCCAGGGCCGGAAGUCCGAGGCCACGUCCGCUCUGGCCGGUCUGCUGGAGGAGGACGCGUCGUCAGACAGCCGUGUUGUGGACAGCGCCUGGCGUGGUGCUGAGGCCUACCACUUCUUCCUGCUGGCACAGAGGCAGCUGUACGAGGGCUACGUGGAUGCGGCCAUGAGGACAGCUUUGCACCUCCGUGACUACGAGGACAUCAUCCCUGCCGUGGAGAUCUACUCACUCUUGGCCAUCUGCUCCUCUGCCAACCGAGCCUUCGGAACCUGCUCACGGGCCUUCAUCAGGCUGGAGUCCCUGGAGAGCCUGAGGCCGGAGCAGAGGCAGAUGUAUGAAGACCUGGCCCUGGAGAUCUUCACCAAAUACAGCCCCAAGGACAACAGGAAGUCCGAGCUGGACAGCGCGCCUGAGAGGGCCGAGGGGAAACUGCCCACCUGCAUCGUGACGGGCCGGCCCAUCUCGGAGUACCAGUUCUGGAUGUGCAGUGUUUGCAAGCACUGCGCCCUGGAGCAGGAAGUCAGCCGCCAUGCCUUCUGCCCGCUGUGCCACAGUGCCGUGGGAUAGCCAGCGAUACAGCUCUACCUGUCCAGCAGGUGGCAGUGUAACGUGUCCCGUGAGCACUAUGACAGGUGUUGGGGGGGGGGGGGCAUUUCUGGGCAUUCUCAACACUUACCAGCCACCAUAUGUCACCAGAGUGCAGAGUGCAGUUCACGUAUAAGCAUUCACUCCCUCUGCUUGUGAUUUCUGUGAUCUUGUAUAAAACCUUUUAUCAGAUUAAAAAGCUGAGAGACCAGUGAGUGAAAUCUUACAUUGAACAUAUCAGUUGUCAUAAAAUGUAUAAAUAAAUUGUGCAAGUACA
This is a messenger RNA of Paramormyrops kingsleyae, 4093 nucleotides long. It is a transcript of the gene wdr35, whose product is annotated as WD repeat domain 35. The record is from RefSeq and is a predicted model, not a curated record. Gene Ontology annotation, molecular function: protein binding. Gene Ontology annotation, cellular component: non-motile cilium; intraciliary transport particle A. NCBI's taxonomy places the organism in Eukaryota, Metazoa, Chordata, Actinopteri, Osteoglossiformes, Mormyridae. Gene Ontology annotation, biological process: protein localization to cilium; intraciliary retrograde transport; non-motile cilium assembly.